Molecule: messenger RNA, 480 nt
Organism: Diaporthe citri
Lineage: Eukaryota; Fungi; Ascomycota; Sordariomycetes; Diaporthales; Diaporthaceae
Exons: 2
Coding region: 1-480 (159 amino acids)
Molecular function (GO): heme binding; monooxygenase activity; iron ion binding
Source: RefSeq, a predicted model, not a curated record
AUGUUCCAGCUAGGCCAUAGUCUCGGGCAUGAGAAGUACAUGCUGGACACGUGGGCGGUCGACGUAGCGCGCCAUGUGCUCACGAAAGACCUGGAGACUUUCAUUAAGCCUUUUCAAGAGGAGAUACAGCAUGCGACCGACUUGCUGCUCGGUGCGGACACGGAGAACUGGAAAACAGUCGACCUGCUUGAUACGAUGCGAACGAUUAUCAACCGGGCCGGCUGCCGAUUUGUCGUUGGGAAACAUCUGUGCCGUGAUGAGGAGUAUCUUGCCGCCGCUGUUAGUUCCCUUGAAAGUAUCGUCAUGAACGCCGGGGUGACUGGGCUUAUGCCGCCUUUCCUGCGACCAUUGUUUGGUCGCUUGGCCUGCUGGAACACGAAGAAUGAGCUCAAGAACCUCGAAGCGCUCUGUAGCACCUGUUGGCAAGUACGACCCUCGCACUUGGAAGGCUACUUUAGUUAUCCCCUCUGGGGCAUGUAG